UCGACGACCGCGGCCUGGCGCGGUUCCGGAGGGCCGCGCACCUCGCCGUCGACGCCAUCCGGAGGAGGGACGUGCAGCGCGUGACGGCGUUCGUGUGCUGGGGCCGAGAGAACGCGUUCUUGUACCGCUUGCUGUCGUCGGCCGGGAUGACGGCACAGUUCCUCCGAGGCACGGAGAACACCAAGGCGGCCAGUGUCAAGGCCGGCCUCAGCGAGACCGUGCACGCCAACGCCGUGGUCGUGGACGCGUCGUGCCGCAACGCGGACAAGUUCCUGGACUUGGCUUCGCGGCUGCGGCUGUUCCACGUGUCCAACACGUGGGUCAUCUUCGAGGACGGCCUGCUCCUGGGCAAGCCGCCGGACCGCGCGCCGGUCGAGGUGCCCGUCGAGGAGGAGUUCGACGACCUGCAGGACAUCCCGGUGCACCGCUUCGGGGCGCAGGACCGCGACAGCGCCGUGGACCCCGCCGAGGAGGCGUUCUUGGAGAUCGCGCCGCCGACGCCGCCGCGCGCCAGGCACGCCCUGCUCCCCGCGCUGACGCUGUCCGCCGCGGCCAUCGGCGUCCUGGACCACAAGGUCAUGUUCGUGGACAGCCACGUGCUGUGGGUGCAGAGCAGCGGACAGCGGGUGGAGGCGUUGGAGGUGUUCCGCUCGUGCCUGGCCAGGCCGCUGCAGGGGUACCUGGUGGCUGUCUCCGAAGGUGGCGACGACGGCGACGGCCUUCGCUGGCGCUGGACGAUGGACGAGCUGCAGCAGGGCCUCCUCCGGGAGCGGCGCGCGGACCUGCAGGGCGCCACCCUUCGCGGAUCCACCAUCAUCAAAUUCCCGGACGAGUACACCCACAUCGAGGACAACCGGCUGCGGCAGAACGACCUGUACCCCAAGAUGAACUGGCCCGUCACGCAGAACCUCGGCUACAGCCUCAACUUCGGGAUGCUGGUGUACAAGCGCGACAACUACGGCUGGGACACCGGCCAGGGCGUGUUCGACGGCAUGGUGGGCGAGAUGCAGCGCUACGAGCACGAUAUGCUGGCCACUGCCGUGUUCAUCCGGGCCGAUCGGCUGCCCUACAUGGACCUGUCGGCGGAGACGUUUGGACUCAGGACGGCGGUGCUGUUCCGGCAGCCGUCCAAGUCGUCCGUGUCCAACGUGUACCUGCUGCCCUUCUCGCCCGGCGUGUGGCGCGCCGCGGGGGCCGUCUCCCUGCUCGCCAUGGCCCUGCUCGUGGUGCAGACGCAGUGGUGGCGCGCGCACAGUGGCCUGCACCGCAACGACCCCAGCGACCACCUCGAGGUGGGCGACUGCAUCACCUUCAUCGUCGGCGCGCUCUCGCAGCAAGGCUUCUUCUGCACGCCCACCAUGGUGUCGGCGCGCAUCACCUUCAUCACGACGUUCAUCGCCAACCUGUUCCUGUUCACGUCCUUCUCGGGGUCCAUCGUGGCCAUCAUCCAGUCGCAGAGCAACGCGUUCCGCAGCGUGCGCGACCUCCUCGACAGCGACGUGCACAUGGGCGUGCAGGACAUCCGCUUCCAGCACGUCUGGUUCCGGGAGGCGGAGAGGGACCCCGCCGACGUGGCCGGCGAGGCCUUCAGGAAGAAGAUCAAGACCCACGACCGGCCGGGGUUCGUGUCGACGCAGGAGGGCAUCAGGAGGAUGCGGCACGGCAUGUACGCGUUCCAGGUGGAGACCAACGAGGGCUACAGGGAGAUCCUCGACACGUUCCUGGAGUCCGACAAGUGCGACCUCUCGGAGGUGGAGCUCUUCCCCGCCGCCCCCAUGGUCUUCUGCACCACGGAGAAGUCGCCGUACCGGGAGGCCAUCACCAGGAACAUCCGGUGGCAGCGGGAGACGGGGCUGCUGGACCGCGUGAGCAGCCGCUGGGAGAACCCGCGGCCGGGCUGCGCGGGCCAGGCCACCACCUUCGUGGCCAUCGGGCUGCAGGAGUUCUACCCCGCCCUCAUCGUGCUGUACAACGGCCUGCUGCUCGCCCUCUUCGUCUUCAGCGUGGAGCGCGUCAGCCGCGCCAAGUGA
Molecule: messenger RNA, 2030 nt
Organism: Thrips palmi
Lineage: Eukaryota; Metazoa; Arthropoda; Insecta; Thysanoptera; Thripidae
Product: glutamate receptor ionotropic, delta-1-like
Exons: 10
Coding region: 147-2030 (627 amino acids)
Cellular component (GO): membrane
Molecular function (GO): ligand-gated monoatomic ion channel activity
Source: RefSeq, a predicted model, not a curated record